CCCAGCUGGGAGAGAAAGCUAGCUGGAGUGUACAGUAUGUGACUUUAAAAAUAGUCACAUCUCACACAAAUGAUUUUAUCUCAGCAUAGGAAUGUUGGAGAAGCAUUGGUGCAUCCUCACAUCCACCUGAGGCAGGCUCCUUUGAUGAUGGAACAGGUUAGCAAAAGGCUAAGCGGAGCUCAGUUAACAAGCAGACUUCCUUCUUGUGUUCAUCAGACAGGUGGGGAGAAAGAGAAAGAAACUGGAAAAUGGACAAAUGGGCAAAGGAGGUAGGGGCCCCUCCAGAUGCUUCUGCCAAGAGGACCUAGAUUAUGACUUCCCAGAAAUAAGUUCAACAAUUAAUUGGGAUCCUGUUAGAGGGCAGCCCUACAUCAUUUUUUGUUUCCUUAUUGUGAAGGAUGGGACCUUGGAAGAAAUGUCUUUUUGUGUUGGUUCUCCUUAUAACUCUGACUUUUGUGCUCUUUUACAAUCAUAAGUUGCUGGUGCAAAAAAGGGUUCAGAAAACAACUAUCUCGAAUGCUGUUGAAUUAGCAGAAGUCUGUAAUCAAAUCAUAAAAGGGGAGACCUUUCUUUUUAACAAAAGUGUGCUAACAACUUCAGACACCAUGAUCACCUGUAGCCAGCAAUUGCUUCAGAAUCACUAUAUAACAAAAACUCUGUCGGAAGAAGAAAUCGAGUUUCCUUUGGCCUACGUAAUGCUUCUACACAAAGACUUUGAAACCUUUGAGAGACUCUUCAGGGCGGUUUACAUGCCUCAGAAUGUUUACUGUGUUCAUGUGGAUAAAAAGGCUGCCCUUGAGUUUUAUGUAGAAGUGGAAGGAUUUCUGAACUGUUUUCCCAAUGCUUUCCUUGUCUCCAAAAUGGAAUAUGUGAUCUAUGCUGGAAUAUCCAGGGUCAAGGCUGAAUUAAACUGUAUGCGAGACCUUGUAGCCUCUGAGGUUCAGUGGAAGUACAUUAUUAACACCUGUGGGCAAGAUUUCCCCCUGAAAACUAACAAGGAAAUAGUCCAGUAUCUGAAAGGAUUUAAGGGGAAAAAUCUCACCCCAGGGGUGCUGCCUCCUGAGUAUAUGAUUUGGAGAACUGCAUAUAGCCAUGAGGAGCAUUCAGGUCCAGUUUUCUUUUUUAUUAACAAAACCAACACAUUAAAAACCCCACCUCCCCACAAUCUGACCAUUUACUUUGGCUCAGCUUAUGUGGCCCUCACAAGGGAGUUUGUCAACUUUGUCCUCCAAGACCAACGAGCCAUAGACUUAUUUGAGUGGUCUAAGGACACUUACAGCCCUGAUGAACAUUUCUGGGUGACUCUUAAUAGGAAUCCAGGUGUUCCUGGAUCCAUGCCAAAUGCAUCCUGGGAAGGAAACCUCAGAGCUAUAAAGUGGCAUGACAUGGAAAAAGAGCAUGGAGGCUGUCAUGGCCACUACAUACAUGAUAUUUGCAUCUUUGGAAACGGUGACUUAAAGUGGCUCUAUGACUCCCCAAAUAUGUUUGCUAACAAGUUCGAGCUUAAAACAUAUCCACUUACUUUAGAAUGCCUGGAGCUGAGGCUCAGAGAGAGAGCCUUAAACCAAAGUGAAACUCGGAUACAAUCAAGCUGGUAUCUUUGAUCCUCCCUUACUUGGAAUUCAAGAGAGUCAAGACAGAAACAAAAGCUUAAUUAAUGACUUUCUGUUUGGAAAGGAAGUUCUUUAUUCCCUAAAGAGCUGUCUUUAGCAAGUCACAGUUUUCAAGAACUAGCUCUAAAAUGACUACAUUUUGGCCACCCAAGAAGAAACACUGGCCAAAGCAGAAGCCAGUUUCCAAACAAAGAGGAUAGAUUGGUUGGGUGUCUGUGACUUUUUGAUACUACAACUGUUGUUAUAUCUACACAUCAUCAAAUAUCCAAAGCAUGGUGGAAUAUAAAGGGAAAAGCCUAAUGCUCCUGUUCCUGCAUGUGUGACAAAGUAGAAGGAGUUCACCUCCAGGAAGGAAUUAUUUCUGGUUUAUAACAGUGCCACAGUGAGAAAGACAGAUUCUAUGUUCUUUCUACAUGCUUAACAAUAACUAGAUAAUCUGGCUCUCUGUUCCCCAAACCCAGGCUGAUGGAAUUGGGGCCAUACAUUAGUUCUUUAGUUCGGGUGUCUUUGGUUUUCUGUAAUCUAUAGAGAAUGUGUAUUUUUAAUGUCUCCAGCAAAGGGUAGAGCAAGGCUUGAAACACUGAAUGAUGUCUGCUUCAUUGAAAAAAGAAAGUCUGUGAAAUUGUUCUUUCUCCAUUACAAAUUCUAGGAUUUUCUGUGUCCUUGGCUCUCUUUUAUAUUUACCCAAUGAGCAUGGAGUUGUGAUGCCAGCCUGGGUAUUUGCUGUAGAGCAGCUGUGAAAUGAAGAAAAUUUCAACUUCACUGAAGCAUGAGUUUCUUCUCUGUGUGUAUGGGGAAGACAGUGCACUUUUUAUAUUUUGUGUGAUUUGCAAAGGAGUAAAUUCUUAAGUGCUGCUUGUACUCUCUGGAAUCAGAGCUAAUCACUACACCUUUCUGUGAUUCCUUCCAUACCUUCUUAAUAAUAGUAUCCCAGAGAAUAGAUUGUACUCUGUCUAGCAGAGCUUUACCUUGGGCCAGUAUAAAAUAGCUUUGUCAGAUAGUGUCAGCUAAUAAUAAUACAAAACAGUACAGAUUUUGUUUUCAUUCUCCUUUUUACCUUCCUUGUAAUAAGGCAAAAAAGAGUGACUGGGCGUUCAUUCACAGGAAGAAGAUUCUAAGAGCCUGAAAAACAAUCGAGCAGUUAGCUCAGUGUUAGAAAUUAUAGCGGUUCUAGAGAAUGGGAGAACCUCAUUCUUUAAGUGUGAUGCAGUCAGGGUUUAAGGUAUCCACACCUGAGUUUCCUAGAUUUGUUUUCAGACCAUGGAGGCUUCAGGUUAGGGGACCAGCUUGAGACUAAGAAUUGAAGGGAGUAUGUAAGGAAACCAGCCAAUCACCUUGAAAGGAAAUAUUACAGGUUCUUGGGUAACUGGUUCCUCCUGUUAAAACAUUCCAUUCAUUUCUGAAGCUGGAACCUACUCAGAAGGGGAGUAGGAGCCACAGUAUCUUUUUUAAGAGGAAGAAUCGAUCAUUUUGUAUUCUGCUGUGUCAUCUUAGGUCAUUUUACUGUGAUCAGGAGAAUGUGUUCCCACUCUGACAAAAGCCUCCCCGCUCAGUAACAUUUGAUUGAAGUAUGUGUUGGCAUCCCAUCAAUCUUUUGGAUUGUUACAUGUUUUUAUUACUAUUCUAUAGUAAUCUAUAAAUCUAUAGUAUAUUUAGAUUUUAAAAUGUUAUUUUUCUUCUGUAAUUUAUGCUUGUUCAAUGUUAUUAUACCUGUGUCACAUUUAAGGGGACCAACUUUGCCAAAGGGAAAAGUGUGACUUUUCCUUGUUAAACAAUAAACUGUGACUGAUCAGAGACAGAAAACCAACCAAGUUGUAACCAGUGAUAUCUGAAAAUAGAUUCUGAAGAGCUAAAUGAAUAAGCUGGAAACAAAAGAAUGUUUUAUGCACUGGACUUUGCCAGGAGAAUUCUUUCAGGAAUAGAUGUUUACACUUCAGCUAUAGCUUUCCUACACACUUUUCAGGGGGAAUGGGUUGGAGGGGAGCCUCAAGCUGAUAGAUAAUCACUGGCCUGCUUGGCAUGCCCAUAAACUACUGAUUACAUCUUUCUUUUGAAUGACUUUUGUGUUAUAUUUUCAUGGAAAUAAAUUAAUAUAUUGCCUUUUCACCUUUAUAGAACAACGUAUAAAAGUUGCUGGUGUUAUUAAUUGGCUGGUUGAUUAAAAUCCUUUGAGAAAGGCCAUUACAUGAAGGAAGUGAUCACAUUCAUUGAUUGAAAGUAAAGGUUGAAAGGAAAUUUGCUGGGAAUAAUUCAAAGCAAAGCAGUGGUGUCUAACUCAUAUAGAAAGAGGUGGGUCACUAGACCAAAUAUAAGUAUCCCUAAGGGAUGCAUAUUGAUUUAGAAAACCCCUUAUUAAUAUUAUCUGUUUUAUUGUGUUUUUAUUUAUUUUGUUAAAUAUUUCCCAACUACCUUUUUAUCUAGUUCAGGCUGCAAAAAUGUCACUCUUUUGGACACCUCUGGCCUGAAAGAUGUCAUCAAAGAAAUAAUUAAUUGGAAAAAAGAGAUGGGCCAGUCAUAUGGCAAGAACAAGGGACAGCCCUGGGAAAGUCUAUAUGGUCCAUUAGAAUUCAUACAAUGUCAAGAGAACAUGAGGACAGUUCCCAGCAUAUUGAUUAGACCUCCUGGCAAAUUAAGGGGGGGGGGGGACAUAAAAGAAACUUAAACAGGAUGGGGGGUAUAAUAAUGGGUAUCAGUCUUCAUCACUGGAGGGAAUUAACCACAUUGAUGAACUCAUAGAACUUAGGCAACUAGGUAGCAAAGUGGAUAGAGUACAGUGGAUCUAAAAUCAGGAAGACCUGAGUUCAAUUCCAGUCUCAGCCACUUACUAGCUCUGUGACCCUGGGCAGGUCACUUAACAUCUCAGCCUCAGUUUCCUCAUCUGUAAAACAGGGAUAAUAGUACUUAUCUCCCAAGGUUGCUGUGACAAUGAAAUGAGAUAAUAUUUGUAAAGUGCUUUUCAAACCUUAACCAGUGGUGUAUUGGUGUUCACGCCAACCAAUUUAAAAUUUCACUGAGAUCAUUUACAUUUCAGAAAUCAACAAAUGCUAAUAAAACAGGGGAUUGAUUUGUUGUUUCGUUGAUUGUCUAGAUUUUCAAAAGUAAUGGAUAAAAUGCUAAUAAUGCAGAUUAAACUUAAAA
This is a messenger RNA of Dromiciops gliroides (monito del monte), 4751 nucleotides long. RefSeq names its product glucosaminyl (N-acetyl) transferase 2 (I blood group) (gene GCNT2). The coding region runs from base 399 to 1604 and encodes 401 amino acids. The transcript has 3 exons. Lineage: Eukaryota; Metazoa; Chordata; Mammalia; Microbiotheria; Microbiotheriidae. Gene Ontology annotation, molecular function: acetylglucosaminyltransferase activity. Gene Ontology annotation, biological process: transforming growth factor beta receptor signaling pathway. The record is from RefSeq and is a predicted model, not a curated record. Gene Ontology annotation, cellular component: membrane.